Molecule: messenger RNA, 1081 nt
Organism: Frankliniella occidentalis (western flower thrips)
Lineage: Eukaryota; Metazoa; Arthropoda; Insecta; Thysanoptera; Thripidae
Exons: 4
Coding region: 503-1081 (192 amino acids)
Source: RefSeq, a predicted model, not a curated record
CGCCCCUCCAGUAGACGUCCGCUCGGCGCCUGGCUCACUUCGGCGCACCACCGUACCGCGCCGCCGCCGCGCCAGCGCCGCCCGCCGCGCCCUCACGCUCGUCGCGAAGUGCUACUCGACGACUCGGCCCCCGCCGGAGCGGCCCCCGCGAGCCCGCGAGGAGGCCGCCGUGCCCGUGUCUGUGUGUGCGCCGGUGUGUGUUGUUGUUAAUCCCCGGCCACGCCAGCCAUGCCGUGCUGCUGCUGCCGCUGUUGUUCUUGGGGCUGACUUUGCGACCUGACGAGAAGUUGUGUGUGUGCUGUCGUCCCUCCCCGCUGCUGCUGUGAGGCCACCCGGAUUUUCGCCUCCCGCCCCAUCCUCUCACCGCCCCCGCUCACCCUCCCCCCUGGGGCGGCGGCCGCCCCUCGCCGCCCACCCCCCGCAGCCCGCGCGGACAACAACAAACUUGGUGCGGACCAUGUUGUGGUGCUGAGCAACGCCCGCUGCUGCUGCUGCAGAAGACAUGAUCCCGGGCGACGUGGUCGCCGUGGACGGCGCCGGCGGAGGAGGCGGAGGAGGCCCCGCGGCCGCCCGGUCCAGGCGGAGGUCGCCGCCGCUCCUGGAUACCCUCGCCGUGCUCGUGCCCCUGCUCUUCAUAUCAGCUGCGAGCGGGCUGCAGAUCACGGAGCUGUCGGUGCCUGACCACGCGGACGUUGGCGACACGGCCGAGCUCGUGUGCCACCACGACCUGGGCGACGCCACGCUCAACUCCGUCAAGUGGUACAAGGACGAGCGCGAGUUCUUUCGCUACACCCCGGGCGAGUCGCCGCGCACCAGGACCUUCCCUCUGCAGGGCAUCAGCCUCGACCUGGCGCCCAAGAGCGCGUCCGACACCAAGGUGACGCUGACGCAGCUCACGUUCAACUCGUCGGGUACCUACCGGUGCGAGGUGUCGGCCGACGCGCCAAAGUUCGAGACGGUGCACCGGGAGAGCAACAUGACCGUCAUGGGUGAGUACAAAAACGACAAUCCUUCGCGAAUACUUGUCUCAGCUCUUUUCAAUACUUCUUUGCAAACACAUCAUCCAGUGGCUGUAAUAUAA